Molecule: messenger RNA, 3955 nt
Organism: Brassicogethes aeneus
Lineage: Eukaryota; Metazoa; Arthropoda; Insecta; Coleoptera; Nitidulidae
Source: the annotation of a GenBank genome assembly
GCCCGGUUUGGCACAGUGCCCACUCACAGGUAGCAGCUAUACCGAAGUUAUAAAAGCUAGUUCACCUAUAUUCUGUCGCCCGUUUCCCCAGUAAGCAUUAGGCUAAACACUAGUACUCUUACAUGGGGGCCUAAAGCGUGUUCAGUUUUUUAUUUUUAUUGUUAUAGUUUAUCAAGUGACAGUACUGGGACCAUUUGUGAUAAAUAGCCGGGGUAAAUAAGGGCAACCAUGGAGGACGCUCAUAUGAAAUCAGUCGAUGAGGUGCUAAGGUACUUUAGCGCCGAUCCGGAAAAAGGUCUUUCCACUGAUCAAGUUAAGAAAAAUCAAGCCAAAUACGGACCUAACGAACUCCCCACAGAAGAGGGAAAAUCUAUCUGGCAAUUAGUUUUAGAACAAUUCGAUGAUCUUCUAGUCAAGAUUUUAUUAUUAGCUGCUAUUAUUUCAUUUGUCCUCGCAUUAUUUGAGGAACAUGAUGGAGCAUUCACAGCUUUUGUUGAACCUUUUGUAAUUCUACUUAUCCUUAUUGCAAAUGCCGUUGUAGGUGUUUGGCAGGAAAGAAAUGCUGAAUCAGCCAUCGAAGCUCUUAAAGAGUACGAGCCCGAGAUGGGCAAAGUGCUCAGGUCGGACAAGAGCGGCGUCCAGAAAAUCAGGGCGAAAGACAUUGUACCUGGAGACGUUGUCGAGGUAUCGGUCGGUGACAAGAUCCCCGCUGACAUCCGUCUCAUCAAAAUUUUCUCUACCACAUUGCGUAUCGAUCAAUCCAUCCUCACCGGUGAAUCCGUGUCCGUCAUCAAACACACCGACGUCAUACCCGAUCCGAGGGCCGUGAAUCAAGACAAAAAGAACAUCCUCUUCUCCGGUACCAAUGUUGCCGCCGGUAAGGCUCGCGGUGUCGUUAUGGGAACCGGUUUGAACACCGCCAUCGGUAAAAUCAGGACGGAAAUGUCCGAAACGGAGGAAAUCAAGACCCCGCUCCAGCAAAAGUUGGACGAGUUCGGCGAGCAAUUGUCCAAAGUAAUCUCCGUUAUUUGCGUUGCCGUGUGGGCCAUCAACAUCGGUCACUUCAACGACCCCGCUCACGGCGGUUCCUGGAUCAAAGGUGCCGUGUAUUACUUCAAAAUCGCCGUGGCUUUGGCCGUAGCCGCCAUCCCUGAAGGUCUACCCGCCGUAAUCACCACCUGUCUGGCUUUGGGUACGCGCCGUAUGGCCAAGAAGAACGCCAUCGUGCGAUCGUUGCCGUCGGUGGAAACCCUAGGUUGCACGUCCGUCAUCUGCUCCGACAAAACCGGCACCUUGACCACCAACCAGAUGUCCGUCUCGCGGAUGUUCAUCUUCGACAAGGUCGAAGGCAACGACAGCACGUUCCACGAGUUCGAGAUCACCGGCAGCACCUACGAGCCGAUCGGCGAGGUGUUCCUCAAGGGGCAGAAGGUGAAGAGCGCCGAGUUCGACGCGCUGCACGAGCUGGGCACCGUCUGCAUCAUGUGCAACGACUCCUCCAUCGAUUUCAACGAGUUCAAGCAGGCGUUCGAGAAGGUGGGCGAGGCCACCGAGACCGCUCUCAUCGUAUUAGCCGAGAAGAUGAACCCCUUCGGCGUCAGCAAGACCGGCGACCGUCGCCAGACGGCCAUCUGCGUCAGGCAGGAAAUCGAGACCAAGUGGAAGAAGGAGUUCACCUUGGAGUUCUCCAGAGAUCGUAAAUCCAUGUCCAGCUACUGCGUGCCCACCAAACCCUCCCGCUUGGGCACUGGACCCAAAUUGUUCGUCAAAGGCGCACCCGAAGGUGUAUUGGACCGUUGCACGCACGCUCGCGUCGGCACGCAAAAGGUCCCUCUCACUUCCACCCUCAAGAACCGCAUCUUGGAACUGACCAGACAGUACGGAACCGGCCGCGACACGCUGCGUUGCUUGGCGCUGGCCGUGGCCGACAACCCGAUGAAACCCGACGAGAUGGACCUGGGCGACUCGACUAAAUUCUACACGUACGAGGUGAACCUGACUUUCGUGGGCGUGGUCGGCAUGCUCGACCCCCCUCGCAAAGAGGUGUUCGACUCGAUCGUGCGUUGCCGCGCCGCCGGCAUCCGCGUCAUCGUCAUCACCGGCGACAACAAGGCAACGGCCGAGGCCAUCUGCAGACGCAUCGGCGUCUUCACCGAGGAAGAGGACACCACCGGCAAGUCGUACUCCGGAAGGGAGUUCGACGACCUGUCUCCGGCCGAGCAGAAGUCCGCCUGCGCCAGGGCCAGGCUCUUCUCGCGCGUCGAGCCCUCACACAAGUCCAAGAUCGUCGAGUACUUGCAAAGCAUGAACGAAAUCUCUGCCAUGACCGGUGACGGUGUUAACGACGCGCCAGCCUUGAAAAAAGCUGAAAUCGGUAUUGCCAUGGGCUCCGGUACCGCUGUUGCCAAAUCAGCCUCCGAGAUGGUCCUCGCUGACGACAACUUCUCCUCCAUUGUAGCCGCCGUUGAAGAAGGUCGCGCCAUCUACAACAACAUGAAACAAUUCAUCCGUUACUUGAUCUCCUCGAACAUCGGCGAGGUGGUGUCGAUCUUUUUGACCGCCGCUCUCGGCCUCCCCGAGGCCCUCAUUCCCGUGCAACUGUUGUGGGUGAACCUGGUCACCGACGGUCUCCCCGCCACCGCUCUGGGCUUCAACCCGCCCGACCUGGACAUCAUGGACAAGCCGCCCCGCAAAGCCGACGAAGGGCUCAUUUCCGGCUGGCUGUUCUUCAGGUACUUGGCCAUCGGCGGUUACGUCGGCGCCGCCACCGUAGGCGCCGCCGCCUGGUGGUUCAUGUACUCCCCGGAAGGCCCUCAGUUGAACUACUACCAAUUGACUCACCACUUGCAGUGCAUAGGAGGCGGCCCCGAGUUCAAGGGCGUCGACUGCAAAAUCUUCUCCGACCCGCACCCCAUGACCAUGGCUCUCUCCGUACUCGUGACCAUCGAAAUGUUGAACGCAAUGAACAGCUUGUCCGAAAAUCAGUCUUUGAUCGCUAUGCCGCCAUGGUGCAACUUGUGGUUGAUCGGCUCGAUGGCCCUUUCCUUCACUCUUCACUUCGUCAUCAUCUACGUCGAUGUUCUUUCCGCUGUAUUCCAAGUGUGCCCAUUGACCAUCGAAGAAUGGAUGACGGUGAUGAAGUUCUCGAUUCCGGUGGUGUUGCUGGACGAAUCGUUGAAAUUCAUGGCGAGAAAAAUCACUGACGUUGGUGAUGUAGUAAUUGAUAGAUGGUAAAAAUAUAAAGUGUCUCUUCAUGCUUUUUGUUACUUAAGUAUAGUUUAAUUCUAGAAGACUCAAGCUGCUUUUUAUUUUUUACCUAACUGCAAGUAUUUCAAAGUAUUUCAAUUAAUUUUAAAUUCGAAAUUUUCUCUUUCUCUAUUUGUAAUUUGCUUUUGGUUUUUCUGUAAUAAUGAAUUUGUCUUCCCGCGUUACCUGUGAUGUGUUUAGAGACGCAAAAAGUAAAACUAACGAAUUGUACAUACAAACUUUACUAUUGUUAAGUGAAAAUAAUCAAAAUUGUUAAACACAUAAUUUAGGUUCCCUUGAAAGAAGUAGAUGUAGAUACCUAUUUAAUUGAUUUGUAAACUUGUAAGCCGCUUACAGUCGAGAUCAGUGGCGAUGAAGGAAAUUAAGACAUUUUUUAUAGAGGAGGAUUUAGCCUCUUCAGAACUUCUGACUGUUGAUUUUUCACUACUUUCGAAUAUCUCAUUUAAAGGCCGAAAAGCGGUUCCAUCCAAUUUUUUUUCUCUCAUCCCACACGUUAUUAGUAUUGUUAUUAUUUAUUUUUGUUAAUUUAAUUUUUCGGUUUGAGCUGGUCUCGACUGAAAUGGGCUGCGCUGGUAUCGCCAGCCAAAACAAGCCAAUUGUACAUUUACAAUUACAUCAGUUUUGUAAAAUAAAACAGGAUUUUAUUUGUUUAAAUAAAGCGACGGCAGACGCUGUCUUAAGAAUAAUU